This is a messenger RNA of Camellia sinensis, 679 nucleotides long. RefSeq names its product 2S sulfur-rich seed storage protein 2. Lineage: Eukaryota; Viridiplantae; Streptophyta; Magnoliopsida; Ericales; Theaceae. The record is from RefSeq and is a predicted model, not a curated record. Gene Ontology annotation, molecular function: nutrient reservoir activity.
CACCACCAAACCAGAGAAUUAAUCAGUCACAAUGGCAAAGCUUGCAAUCCUAGCACUUGCUCUCUUGGCCCUGGUUGCCCUCAGCCAAACCUCCGCCUUCCGCACCACCAUCACCACCACCGUGGACGAGGAAAGGGAGCCCCGAGGAGAGUCCCAGCAACAGCGGUGCCGUGAGCAGUUCCAGAAGCAGCAGCAGCUAGGCGACUGCCAGAGGUACCUGGCGCAGCAGGCACGGAGAUUUGCAAACCCAAAGCGCCGCGAGCAAGGCCUCGACGAAUGCUGCGACCAGUUGGAGAAAAUGGACCAGGACUGCCAGUGCGAGAACUUGAGGGAGGCGAUUAGGCAGAGGCAGCAGCAGGAGGGAGAGAAGAGGGGAGAGGAGAGGAGACAGAUGGAACAGGCGGCCGAGGACUUGCCCCAGAGGUGCGGUCUCAGCUCAGAGAGAUGCCAGAUUGAAGCUAAGUACUUGUUCUAAAUGAGUUGUGUCGUGUUGUGUGCAAUCUAAUAAUAAAUUUUAGCCUAGUUAUGAUGGUGGUGGUGGUGGUGACCAUCUAGUAAUAAGGCACACUAUCGUGUGUGUAUCUUAUGACUCUGUGUUUUUUUAUUUUUUGGAAGUGUUUUCAGAUUAGAGGUUUUGUAGCUAUAACGAAAUAAAUAAAAUAAAUAAAAUCUAGUUUAA